Messenger RNA from Pisolithus orientalis, 546 nucleotides. RefSeq lists its product as uncharacterized. The transcript has a single exon. The annotation marks the transcript as partial. Lineage: Eukaryota; Fungi; Basidiomycota; Agaricomycetes; Boletales; Pisolithaceae. The record is from RefSeq and is a predicted model, not a curated record.
GAUUCCCCUCGCACUUUCGGGCACCCAACACCUCCUGAUAAUACCUCUGCAUUGAAACCUGCAUGUUCCCCUCCUCCUCUUCCCCCUCUUGAUCAUCCCGAGUUGGCAGCUGCGCUUGCAGCUCGGAAUAAGGUUGCAAACGCAACUCAGUCUGCAUUUUUCAACACUCCCCCGAGGCGAUCGUGUCGAGACCCAUUCACACUCAUGCCCUCAACUUUUGCUCGUCCGCAUGGAAAGCGUGCGAGUUUUCCGGGAAUAAGAGAGGUAUUUGAUACUGGGACACAAGAACAAGAGCAACAACGUAAGACCCAUGUCCAGCAACCGUCAGACAGACGCCGAACAAGGACAGUCCCUGGAAGACCACAAAACUUGCGACGGUAUAGUGCUGAGUGGAGUGCUCAGCAAGCGGUCAGCGGAAUCACCUCUUCCUGCGAUCGGACCUGGCCUGCAGAGGUUUCCAGGGAAAUUCUGCGCUUGUCUUUGGGCGAAGGGCCAGCAACAGGAGGCGGUCCCGGAGGUGUUUCGGGGUCCUCGGCUAAAAACAAA